This is a messenger RNA of Salvelinus namaycush (lake trout), 1111 nucleotides long. Its product is annotated as charged multivesicular body protein 2b-like. Bases 23 to 343 code for a protein of 106 amino acids. Gene Ontology annotation, cellular component: ESCRT III complex; multivesicular body. NCBI's taxonomy places the organism in Eukaryota, Metazoa, Chordata, Actinopteri, Salmoniformes, Salmonidae. The record is from RefSeq and is a predicted model, not a curated record. The transcript is spliced from 3 exons. Gene Ontology annotation, biological process: late endosome to vacuole transport; protein transport; endosome transport via multivesicular body sorting pathway.
ACUCUCUUUCCCUUCUCAGACUAUGCAGGCUGUCAAUAAGAAGAUGGACCCUCAGAAGAUGCAACAGACCAUGCAGAACUUCCAGAAGGAGAACAUGAAGAUGGAGAUGUCAGAGGAGCUGAUUAACGACACGCUGGAUGAGAUCUUUGACGAGUCUGGAGACGAAGAGGAGUCUGAUAGCAUCGUUAACCAGGUUCUGGACGAGAUCGGCAUCGAGAUAUCAGGAAAGAUGGUGAAUGCUCCUUCAACCAGCAGAAACAACCCCACCUCUUCUACCUCCAAAUCAGACGGCAUCUCAGACGAAGACAUCGAGCGACAGCUCAAAGCCUUGGGAGUGGACUAACUAACACACACACACACCCUGUGCCUGGACACACACACACACACCCUGUGCCUGGACACACACACACGACUCCCCCUGCUCAGUCUCUGACAAGCCUUUUCUGGGAUAUAGUGACACUAUUUUAUAUAUAUAUAGUCUAUAUGACUAUAGAUGCCACUGCAUGUAGUUGUAGUUGUCCUGUUGUGUAUUGGGUCUCUGCAGUGGCCACACGACGAGAGAGAGUUUGAAUAACAGGGCCACUUUCAGUAGCCUAACGUUGUAGAACGUUGCAGAUAACAUGAAACGUCACGGACAGAGCCUCGUUCUACACGUCAGAGAGGCAUGUAGUUGUUCUGUACAGCGUAUUCCUAUCUGAACGUUGCGAAACGUUAUCGUCCUACUGAACGCACCCCCCCCCCAGGUUUUCCACCUGUGUGGAGUUUAGAACAGGAAGUGAAGGAGAAUGCUGCUAUAGUUCCAGGUCAGUGCUCCUAAAGGUCACGGGGAUUUAUCAAGAUUAAAGUUAAUAACAGCCUAUCAAUUAUAAAAAUAUCAUUUUUAAAAUUUCUUUUUUAAGAAACGGGAAGUUGAAUUGCAUGUAUAACUGCUGAUUAUACUCGUUGACAAAGUCAUAUCUUUUCAUUUUGAAUACAUGAACAGUAGAAUCUGAAACUACCUUUCACCCCCCUGAAAACCAACUUUAGGAUUAGUCCAUUUUUUGCAUAUUUAUGUUUUUCUGCUCUCCUCUCGUUUUGAGAAAGUGUAAAUAAAUAAAUCAAAUCAAGUUUA